CAGGUCAGUCUUCUGCUGAUCUCAGGAGUGGUGCCGUCUCUCCAGACUGCCGGUUUGGGAGUCAACGAAGAUGUUGCUAACCUUUUGGCUGGUUUCAAGAUUGUGCUGUCUCCUAAUAAACAGGAAGUGGUCAGAAUUGUGGUUUACUACAUAUGGUGUGUAGAAGUGUGCUAUAUCUCAGCAAUGACCCUGUCAGGUUUGGUCAAUCUGGCUAUGCUCAUGCGGUCUAUGGUCCUGCAUCGAUCAAACCUGCAGGGGCUGUACAGAGGAGAUAUCUAUAAUGUUUACAACUGCCAGAGGAGUAUCAGGGCUUCCCGGCCAGCACUGGUUUGCUGGAUGGGAUAUACCAGCUUCACAGCAGCUCACAUCUGUAUCGGUAUGAUGGUCCAGACCAUGGUGUUCUUCCUCUGCCUUCUGAUCGUUGUCUUCCUCAUUAUCAUACCCAUCCAGCACAGACGGAAUCUGAUUCUCUUUCAGCUUGUGUGGAGCAUGUGGCCCUUCUGGCUAAUGAUUAUCUUGGCUGUGUUGAUUCAGCAUAUUACUGCCAAGUUUUGCUUCGUCAAAAAAACAGCAGGAACACGAGACCUGGACAACAG
Messenger RNA from Monopterus albus (swamp eel), 596 nucleotides. Its product is annotated as stimulated by retinoic acid gene 6 protein homolog. The record is from RefSeq and is a predicted model, not a curated record. The transcript is spliced from 5 exons. Gene Ontology annotation, molecular function: retinol transmembrane transporter activity; signaling receptor activity. Gene Ontology annotation, cellular component: plasma membrane. Gene Ontology annotation, biological process: vitamin A import into cell. The annotation marks the transcript as partial. Lineage: Eukaryota; Metazoa; Chordata; Actinopteri; Synbranchiformes; Synbranchidae.